AAAGCGUUGUGGCUGUGACAGGACACGGGGAGGUUGUGUAUGCUCCUUUGUCAUGCGCUUCCCGUUUAUGUACUCAGCGCUUAGGCCUGUACUCUCCGGCCGCUCUGUGCGCUCGGGCUGCGGCUGUCUGCUCCUUUGAACCCGAGGUGGUUGGUGAUGAUGAGUGGAGAGCACCUUAGAGCCGCGGGAUCCGAGGAAAAAUGACACGGACUAUGGAACCACGCGUGUCGGGGAAUUUCCACGGCGCCGCCAGAGACAUACCCGCGAGCUACGGAGCGUUCUUCGGAGCUUCCUGGUCGCUCUCGUCUCCAUCUGAACCAAAAAGCAAGGCGUCUAUCGGUCAGAUUGCAAGGGACCGUUGGAGAGGCACCGUCACGUGACCCCCGGUACCAAAUGGUCUUCCGGGAGUGGUGCACAGCAAGGACCGGAGCAGCACACGCAGUCGCCCCUCCCUACCUCCGCACCCUCUCCUCCUCUUCCUCACCCUCCACCUCCUCACCAUGCAGAAGACCUCCUACUACGACAACCCCUCCACGCUGUUUGGGGGCGGGUAUGCAUCCUACCAGGUGCCCGGGGGGAGCGGAGGGGGCGUUGCUACGGGCCCGGCCAAUGGCUAUGUGGGCGGCUACGAUGGUCCGGUGCCAGGUGCGGUCUCCCAUCACCCAGCAAACUUCCAGUCCGGCAAUGCCCACUUGGAGGCGGAGUCCUACCAGCGUGCCGCGUGCUCACUGCAAGCACUAGGGGGCAGUAGCAGUCACCAAGCGCUGGCAAAGAGCAAAGAGUUGAAUGGGAGUUGCAUGGGUGCCCAAGUUUCUCCGCCAAUAUCUUCAAAUACGACGAGUAAUAGCAGUGGCGGUGCACAGCAGCAAGGGGGCGCCACGGGAACGGCAAAAGCGUCCGCGACCACGAAGAGUGCGUCGAAUUCCAGCUCAUCCACGGCGUCUUCCACCUCCUCCUCGUCUUCGUCGCUGCCCCCGAACCCGGCACUAGCCAAGCAGAUCUUUCCCUGGAUGAAGGAAUGCCGGCAGACCACCAAGCAGAAGAAUGGGUCGCCUACUAGCACGGCGGCUAACGCCUCAGCAGCAGCAGCGGGCGACAGCGCCAGUCCUGGAGAGAAGAGUCCCACCGGAGGCUCCUCAGCCUCGUCCAAGCGAGCGCGGACGGCCUACACCAGCGCUCAGCUGGUGGAGCUGGAGAAGGAGUUCCACUUUAACCGCUACCUGUGUCGGCCGCGCCGUGUGGAGAUGGCCAACCUGCUCAACCUGUCAGAGCGACAGAUCAAAAUCUGGUUCCAGAACCGCCGCAUGAAGUACAAGAAGGACCAGAAGUCCAAGGGCCUGAGCUCCAGCUCUGGAGGCCCGUCUCCUACGGGCUCCCCUCCCCUCACCAUGCAGUCCACCGCGGGCUUCCUCAACUCCAUGCACCCCAUGGGCGGAGGUGGCUAUGAUGCGCCCUCUCCCCCUUCCUUCAGCAAGCACCAGGGAGUGUCCUACUCCAUGCCCACUGCCUACUCCAACGUCCCCAUGAAGGGCUGCCCCCCCCAGCAGAAGUACGGAGCUCCGGACCCCGACUAUGACCCUCACCCACACCACAGUUUAGUACAGACCAACAGUGGCGGCUACGGCACGCCCAACAACAUGCAGGCUAGCCCCGUGUAUGUGCAGGGAGGGGGAUACGUGCAGGAGCCCAUGGGGGGGUCCGGGGCAUCUAUGUACGGUCUGAACCACCUGGGCCCCACGCCCCCCCUCCACCAGACCAUGGACUAUAAUGGAGCAGGGCCAAUGGCCAACCAGCACCACGUGGGUGGGGCCUGUGACCCCCCCACACACCCCACCUACACCGAGCUGUCGGCGCACCACUCCUCUCAGGGCAGAAUCCAGGAAGCACCCAAGCUCACGCACCUGUAGCAGGUUUGACCCACCUGUACCACAUAGACUCUGUCAGACUGUAGCAGCGCAGAGACAAAGAGGGGCCGCAGGGGCCACUGUGCACUGAGGGGCUGUAAACACUGCCACCAUGGCCCAUACUGGCACAAGCUCUCCUCACAUGUGGAGGUGUAUAAUGCCAGGACAUACCUCCUACCGCCCGUCUGUAAUGUUAACACAUAAAAACCCAAUCCUUUAAAUCCUCAGGCCUUCCUCAGUACUGGUCUGAGCACAGAGCGCUGCUGUGGACAGUGAGGUGUGAAGAGAGAGGCACAUCAACGCUCCUCUGCUCCUGACUCUUCACUUUCCCAAGGCAGCUCAAAAUCUGAUCAUUAGCUGACAAAAGCACAUAGCAGCCCCACUCUAACCCAGCCGGCUGUAGACAUCUUAGUAUAUGUUUAAUAAAAAGCUCAGAGCCAUAGCCCGCCUCAUCCACCUCCCUCCUCUUAAAUUACAUAGUUGAGAUUUUAAUGGCCACUUAACGAUGUACUUAGAUUUACGACGCCCACACAUGCAGUCUCUCUGUCCUGCAGGCUGCAAAGGCGGUAGUCCAACCUCCCUCCUCAGUCUCUCCACCCAACACCACCGACCCCCCCUCAGACGCAUUACACCCCUGGGUGCCCCUCUCUCUCUGCCUCUGCCCUCACUUUACCUGUUGUUAACAGUAAAUCUUUGGCUGGAGUUGUGGUUUCGCUCAGCGGUACGGCACUAGUAUGGUUUCAGACGGUAUGGCAUGGUUGUCUACAAACUUAAUCAAAUUUGCAAUCAGGAAAUGGUACUUUGGGAUACCAUAUUUGGCACAUUUGGGAUUGUGUGCGUGUGAUGUCAUAAGAUUCUCAAAAAGUGAAUUGUUUGAAAAUGCUCCUAAUCCUAAUGCUUUGGUUUUGAUCUGUUUUAUGGUUAGUAUCUCUGUUAUUACAUGGACUUUUCACAAGAGACAAAAACUGGUGCAAAGUUAGAUUUUGUUCUUUAACUAAGGCGAUGUUCCCUGUAGCGUCAAAGAUUCACUGAAUCAUGGAGAGUUGAUUGGUAGCAAUUCACAGGAAUAAAUACUUCAUUAACUAUUGUACUACUAAUAUUGGUCUACUUCUUGUAUUUAAAAUUUGUAAAUAUUUUAGAACACAAAUGCUACCUUUAAGUAAUAAGAAUGUACAAAUUAAAACAUACUUUGCCUUCUUGACAAUUGAAACCUGUCAAGACCAUGCCAUACCAUGCCAAAGCGUGCCAAACCGCCCCCCGAAACCCCUCCUCAGCCUCCUUCCUGUCUGUGGCUCUUCCAUUGUUUUAAGUACAUUACCCACAAUCCUCCACAGACCAGGCCCCGUGCACACACAGGUCCAUCAACACUCCCUCUCUCACUGAUUUUACAGGGUUUAGCUUGAAAGCUCAACAAAACGCUAGCUGUUUUUUGGCUAACACUCAGCAAGGCGGGUUAGCUAGUAAUGCAGACACGGGCUAAGCUAGCUUCCUCACGCUGACACAUGUAGCUAGCUGUUGACAUCUCCAAACAAACUCACGGUCGGACACCUUAAUGUUCUUUUUAGCACAUCAUCGACACAGGGUAUACAUAGUGGAGAACACUAUUUAUUUAUUAUUGACUUGGGUGAGUUUUGCCCUCCCUCCUUCCUGCUAGCUCUAGAUCACUAUGGAAGGGUAUAUUUCCAGGGCUGAAAAUUCAAAAGGCAAAAAAUUGAGACAAAUAUUUAGUUGAAAUAAAGUAAAGUAUUCACAUUAACUCAUUUUAGAUUUAAAUUGCAAAAAUAAUCUAUAAAUAAUGCCGUGUCAAAUUAAGUGCAUAUUACCAUUGUAUGAAAUGGUUUGUUUUUUGUUUUGUUUUUUGUUUUUCAGGUGGAGGGUCAGUCACAUGCUUGUCUCCAUGGAGAUUGUAAUUGCAUUUACUUUAAUGUUCCGCAGUAUGGCAUUAAACUAGCCAAUCUUGCAUUUAUUCAGUUCCUACGGUUUUAUUUAUAUCAAUAUUAUAUAUGAAAAAAAAAAUGUAUUAAAAAUAUCUUGAAUAAGUGGAGAGAUCCGACCUGUAAUUUGACUUGAUGGCCUCACAUGCUUGUUUCCAUGGAGAUCGGUUUUACUUAUUUGAAAAGGGACAUUGCACAUUAAUCAAUGUUAAACAAUGAAAAUGUGCCAAGAUUUGCUGACUGUAGCCAAUUGUUAGAGUUUUGAAAUUUAUUUUUAAGAUUUUUGCCUCACUGUGGAACAUUUCAGGUUAAGUAAUUUCAUCGACACGGAGACAAUAGGUGGCGGACUUUCUAUUAAAAAGGUUACCUAGUGCAUCUUUAACAGACAUUACAAAUACUAUGAAUAGGUAGAAAGAGUUUUGAAUCUUCAUAUGGGAAAUUUGAGAUUUUAGCACAAAAUUAUUAUUACGAAUCAGUUUUUUGCCUCUAACCUUUGCCCUUUGGAUCUUCAGCUUUGGUUUUGACAUUAGCGGACAGCGGUGACAGUGGGUUGGUCCCAGUUUUCUAAUGUUUGUUUCACAUAUCUUGACUUUUAACGUGGAUACAGGGUAUAUAUUUGAACAAAAUGCAUGUGCUGGGUUUGGAUGCGGUGUGGGCACGUUUGAGCACAUUUGGGCCAGACAGUGAGGUAAGAGUGUCCAAAGCAGGGCUACAAAACCGAACUGAAAUUUAGCAGAUAAAA
Molecule: messenger RNA, 4580 nt
Organism: Periophthalmus magnuspinnatus
Lineage: Eukaryota; Metazoa; Chordata; Actinopteri; Gobiiformes; Gobiidae
Product: homeobox protein Hox-B3a
Exons: 5
Coding region: 501-1907 (468 amino acids)
Biological process (GO): regulation of transcription by RNA polymerase II
Cellular component (GO): nucleus
Molecular function (GO): DNA-binding transcription factor activity, RNA polymerase II-specific; RNA polymerase II cis-regulatory region sequence-specific DNA binding
Source: RefSeq, a predicted model, not a curated record